GCCCGUCCGUCUGCCCGCAGGCACUGCCCGAACCAGCCGAGCCUCCGGAGACCCGGGCCGCGGGGGCGUCGCGGGCUCAACCCCAGGAUGCUCCCCUUCGCCUCCUGCCUCCCCGGCUCUCUACUGCUCUGGGCGCUGCUGCUGUUGCUUUUGGGGGCAGCAUCUCCCCAGGAUUCGGAGGAGCCGGACAGCUACACGGAAUGCACAGAUGGCUAUGAGUGGGACCCCGACAGCCAGCACUGCCGGGAUGUCAACGAGUGCCUGACCAUCCCCGAGGCCUGCAAGGGGGAGAUGAAAUGCAUCAACCACUAUGGGGGCUACCUGUGCCUGCCCCGCUCAGCCGCUGUCAUCAAUGACCUUCACGGCGAGGGACCACCACCACCAGUGCCCCCUGCUGAACAUCCCAACCCCUGCCUACCAGGCUAUGAACCUGAUGAGCAAGAGCGCUGUGUGGACGUGGACGAGUGUGCCCAGGCCCUGCAUGACUGCCGCCCCAGCCAGGAGUGCCAUAACCUACCUGGCUCCUACCAGUGCACCUGCCCCGAUGGCUACCGAAAGAUUGGGCCCGAAUGUGUAGAUAUCGAUGAGUGCCGUUACCGUUACUGCCAGCACCGCUGUGUCAACCUGCCCGGCUCCUUUCGCUGCCAGUGCGAGCCGGGAUUCCAGCUGGGGCCCAACAACCGCUCCUGUGUAGAUGUGAACGAAUGCGACAUGGGGGCUCCGUGUGAGCAGCGCUGCUUCAAUUCCUAUGGGACCUUCCUGUGUCGCUGCCACCAGGGCUACGAGCUGCAUCGGGAUGGCUUUUCCUGCAAUGAUAUCGAUGAGUGCAGCUACUCCAGUUACCUCUGCCAGUACCGCUGCGUCAACGAACCUGGCCGCUUCUCCUGUCAUUGCCCGCAGGGCUACCAGCUUCUGGCCACGCGUCUCUGCCAAGACAUUGAUGAGUGCGAGUCGGGCACACACCAGUGCUCUGAGGCCCAAACCUGUGUCAACUUCCAUGGGGGCUACCGCUGCGUGGACACCAACCGCUGCGUGGAGCCCUACGUCCAGGUGUCGGACAAUCGCUGCCUCUGUCCGGCCUCCAACCCCCUGUGCCGGGAGCAGCCCUCGUCCAUCGUACACCGCUACAUGAGCAUCACCUCGGAGCGGAGCGUGCCCGCCGAUGUGUUCCAGAUCCAAGCGACCUCUGUCUACCCUGGCGCCUACAAUGCCUUUCAGAUCCGUGCGGGAAACUCGCAGGGGGACUUCUACAUUAGGCAAAUCAACAAUGUCAGCGCCAUGCUGGUCCUCGCCCGGCCUGUGACAGGCCCCCGGGAGUACGUGCUGGACCUCGAGAUGGUCACCAUGAACUCCCUCAUGAGCUACCGGGCCAGCUCUGUACUGAGACUCACCGUCUUCGUGGGGGCCUACACUUUCUGAGGUGUGGGUGGGGAGCCCUCAGGGAGGGAGAGGUUUCCUGUAGCCGAAGAGCCGGGGGCUCAGGGAUGACUGUGUUCGGCUAAAAGGGAAGAUGCUGUUGUGAAGAGUAGAAAGAGAAAGGCAAUAAAGGGAGAAAGAAGGAGUC
This is a messenger RNA of Lynx canadensis (Canada lynx), 1564 nucleotides long. RefSeq names its product EGF containing fibulin extracellular matrix protein 2 (gene EFEMP2). The coding region runs from base 88 to 1419 and encodes 443 amino acids. Lineage: Eukaryota; Metazoa; Chordata; Mammalia; Carnivora; Felidae. Gene Ontology annotation, molecular function: calcium ion binding. The record is from RefSeq and is a predicted model, not a curated record. The transcript has 11 exons.